This is a messenger RNA of Emericellopsis cladophorae, 447 nucleotides long. RefSeq lists its product as uncharacterized. The coding region runs from base 1 to 447 and encodes 148 amino acids. The transcript is spliced from 2 exons. NCBI's taxonomy places the organism in Eukaryota, Fungi, Ascomycota, Sordariomycetes, Hypocreales, Bionectriaceae. The record is from RefSeq and is a predicted model, not a curated record.
AUGCCUCGCCGCGGCCAUGAGCCCGACAUUGAGCUCGUCACCACCGGGCGCUCCAGCCGCAAGGACAGACGCAAGGACCGCCGCCGCCGCGAGGAACGAAAAGAACGCCGGCGCAUCGAGAAGGAAAACCGCUCUCGCGGGUACUGGCACAAGCUUUUGAACGCACUGUGCUUCAACAUUGCAGGUGUCCCAGCUGAGCAGCCCAUACCCAGGAAGAUGGGAAACUGCAAUAGCUCCCCCCGCACCGCUGGAAAGGACAAAAUGCGACAGAAGAAGCGUAGACACCGAUCAAAGAAGAGGAAGUCCAAAAAAUCCAAGAAAGGACCCGGAGACUAUCCGAUCUUGGUUCGCUUCUUCGGCUUCAAGGGCAAGAUGAAGCGGGCCCACCACUGCAAGCCCACUCACCACAACAAGAAGGGAAAGGAUGCUAUGCUGGUCUUCCACUAG